AUGGGCCCCUGUACCGCCUCCUCAUGCUGCUGCCAGGCCCCUAAUCUGCCAUGGGCCCCUGUACCGCCUCCUCAUGCUGCUGCCAGGUCCAGAGUCUCUCAUGGGUCCCUGUACGGCCUCCCAUUGCUGCUGUCUCCAUCGCCACACACUCUGCCAUGUGCCACUUUCAGGUCUCCUCACACACUGCUGGUGUGUUCCAUUUUUUGUCAUAGGGUGCUGGCAGAUUACGGGCCUCCCAUAGCUGCUGCCAGGCCCCUAAUCUGCCAUGGGCCCCUGUACCGCCUCCUCAUGCUGCUGCCAGGUCCACCCUGUAGGCCUCCCAUUGCUGUCUCCAUGCCAUCUGCCAUGUGCACUUUCAGGUCUCCUCACACUGCUGGUGUGUUCCAUUUUGUCAUAGGGUGCUGGCAGAUUACGGGCCUCCCAUAGCUGCUGCCAGGCC
Messenger RNA from Staurois parvus, 439 nucleotides. The record is from the annotation of a GenBank genome assembly. NCBI's taxonomy places the organism in Eukaryota, Metazoa, Chordata, Amphibia, Anura, Ranidae.